Molecule: messenger RNA, 2541 nt
Organism: Phoenix dactylifera (date palm)
Lineage: Eukaryota; Viridiplantae; Streptophyta; Magnoliopsida; Arecales; Arecaceae
Gene: VAD1
Product: GRAM domain family protein
Biological process (GO): negative regulation of programmed cell death
Source: RefSeq, a predicted model, not a curated record
CGCGCGAACGGCCCGACGUCCGUCGCAGUCGUCGGCCGCGGAAGUCAAGACGGUGCGCGACCUUUUCUUCACACCGUUCCAACCCCGUUCUUGUUAGUCUCUGGGCCCCACACCCCUCAAAACCCGUCCAAAAAUCUCCCGAUCCUUUCUUGCACUUCUCGCUCGUCCCCCUCCGCCGAUUCCCUGACACUCAACAACCACUGUUAUUUAAAGGAAACGCUCCACCCACCGGGAACGGAUUUCCCUCUCCUCCCAGCCCUUCACUCUCCUUCUCGUUUUCCCUUCCCGUUCUUGGAACCCUAGCGAGCUCGAUUCCCACCCAUGGCGGUCGCCUCGCCGAUCAUGGAGAAGAUGGAGCACCCGGGAACAAUGGAGCAACCCUGCCGCUCCUCGCCGUCCAGGGCGGCGAGGCAGGAAGUGGACGCCGCCUCCGAGACAUCCUCCGGGCACUCCGGCGAUCCAUCCGAGCGAAGGGAUGUCGACGGCUUGACUCAAGCACUCUCGAUGAGAAGCGAAGAGUAUCGGCUGCUGUUCCGGCUCCCCCCUGAUGAGGUCCUUGUUCAGGAUUUUAACUGCGCUCUCCAAGAAAAUAUUCUUCUUCAGGGACACAUGUAUUUGUUUAUUCGUCAUAUCUGCUUCUAUUCCAACAUUUUUGGAUUUGAGACAAAGAAAACAAUUCCUUUUCAUGAAGUCACGUGUGUUCGUAAAGCAAAGACUGCUGCAAUCUUUCCUAAUGCUAUAGAAAUUGUUGCAGGAGGGAAAAAGCACUUCUUUGGAUCUUUUUUGUCACGUGAUGAAGCUUAUCGGCUUAUUAUUGAUGGUUGGGCACAGCAUAGCAGUGACGCCAAUGCCUCUCAGGAUCGUCAGGACACACAAUCUGAUUCCAGCAGCCAAGACAAUGCCAUUGUUAACUUGGAAGGACUAAGCGGAUCUAAACAAUUAGCUGAUGCUUCAUUAUCCUCAGACAGGAAUAAAGAUGCUGAUAUAUCAGAAGAACGCAAUCCUUUGUCUAAUGGUAAAAAUGACAUCAGUAUGUCCAUAAAGCUCUUAGAAGUUCACGAGAGUAUAGGUGAAGAAAAUGCUGAACAUUCAUCUCCACGAAAUCCUAUUACUUGGAAGCUUGACGAUGUUGAUUCUCCUAUGAUACCUGAAUACUUUACGAUGGUUGCAGAGGCAAAUUUCCCGGUCUGUGUGGAGGAUUUUUUCAGUCUAUUUAUCUCUGAUUCUGCUGCUGACUUUCUAGAAAGCUUCCAUAAAAGAUGUGGUGACAAGGAUUUGAAGUGCACUCCAUGGUGUCAGCACGAACAAUUUGGACAUGUGCGUGAUAUCUCGUUUCUGCAUCCUGUCAAGAUAUAUCUUGGUGCAAAAUUUGGUAACUGCCAGGAGGUCCAGAAAUUUCGUGCAUAUAGAAACAGGCAUUUAGUGAUUGAGACAUCACAACAAGUUAGUGACGUGCCUUACGGGGAUUACUUUCAGGUCGAGGGUAUAUGGGAUGUGGAACAAAGUAAUAAUGAAGAAAAUAGUUGCACUCUGCGAGUGUAUUCAAAUGUGUCAUUUUCAAAGAAGACUAUUUUUAAAGGGAAAAUAGAGCAGUCAACAAGAGAGGAAUGCCGAGAAGUUUGCGGGAUUUGGGUCAACAUUGCUCAGGAAUUGUUGAGUCAGAAGAAAGUCGGCAAAUUAAAAGGAAUUGCUGACAUGAAUACAGGCAUAGUUCAAGAUAAUGAAGCUGAAUUAGAAAAUUUGUCAGAAGUUGAAGGUUCUUUGGAAAAGUCACAUCCAACAAUAAGUCCAAUAAAGACCCCACAGGACAUGCCUGAUACUAGGAGUUUCAGUGCAAAGAUUGACAAGGUUAUGCAAGAAAAUCUUGGAUAUGUUUCAUCCAUGGCGUCCAUUUUUGGAGAAUCAUGGGCUUCCUUUGUUUCAUAUCUCAAAACUCAAAGCCAUUUUCCUCUGAUUUUAGUUCUGGCACUUGUUUCAAUUCUCAUCCUAAUGCAGAUAAGCAUCAUUGUACUACUAAAUAGAGUCCCUGAAGUCCAUAUAGUCACUCAUGGGAACUACAUAAAUGAUCUUGGUGGCUACAGUUCAGAGAACAUAGAGUGGUUGGAGAAGCGAUUUUACUACCUUAAGGAAGAAAUGAUGAUGAUAGAAACUCGGAUGGAGAGGAUGCGGUAUGAAUAUUCAUUACUGAAGGUGCAACUUCAGAGCCUUGAGCAGCUCAAGGCCAAGUCAUGACCAUGGAUCAAAGAUCAUAUUUUGGUUGAAGAUAUGCUUUUGCUACCUGAAGUAAGAAAUGCCGAGGGUAUAGUGAUAUUUAAGAUGCUGUCAUGAUUAUGUGAUAAUGAAGGCCAAUCUGUAAAUGGUUGAGUGGCUAAAAACCAAGUCAUAGCCAGCAUUUAACUGUUCAUAGUUUGCAUGCAUGUUGUCAAGGUAAUCCCCCCCUUUUUCCUCCUUACCACAAAGAACUAACGUAUAUAUAUCUAAUGACAGAGUAGUAUUUGUUAGUUUACAUGAAAAUAAUGUUCCUUUUCAGCUGUGUCUAAA